CCGAGUGAUAAACAUGGAUUUCAGUGAUGUAUAUAACUCUGAUGUCAGAGUGAAGAAAGAACCAGAUGAUGUUUCCCCAAUUAAAAAUGAAGAUUAUAAGAUAAUUGACAAUGCAUGCGAUGCUAAAAACGACGAAUUCUCGAGUUUUUGUCGAGAAAAUUUAAUUUAUGGGCUUCGUGAAAAUGAUGAAAAUUCUGGACCUAAUAACGAUUUGGGAAUAGAAUUCGAAUGUAAGGACGAGAAGCUUGGCAUUAACUUAUUAGUAGUCAAGAAAAUCGAGGACGAUUAUCCAGAUCAAUGGCAGCAUAUGAAAAAUAGUUGCGAUUAUCAGACUCAGAUGAAAAUUAAGGAAGAAAUUGUCGACGAAGUAAAAGAGGAAUUGAAUUUGGAUGGUGAACUCAGUGAUGCAUUUGAUGGAAAUGGAAAAACAUUUGCUCAAAAUAGUCAACGCAAAACCCAAACUGAUAAGGCACGCAAUCGUACCAAAUAUCCAUGUAAUAUAUGCGGUAAAAAAUUUGCACGGAAAGAUUAUCUCAAGGUCCACAUCGAUGCGAUACAUAAUGGUAUGGCACAUACUUGCGAAAUAUGCGGAAAGAAAUUUCAAACGAAGGAUAAACUCAAGAUCCAUAUCGAUGGAGUACAUAAUGGUGUUAAACAUGCGUGUGGUAUAUGUGAAAAGACAUUCACACAAAAAGGAGAUCUCAAGAGGCAUAUCGAGGGACAUAAUGGUGUUAAACAUACGUGUGUUACAUGUGGAAAGACAUUCACACAAAAAGGUUAUCUCAAAAUUCACACCGAUGCGAUGCAUAAUGGUAUGGCACCUACUUGCGAAGUAUGCGGGAAGAAAUUCUUAACUGAAGCUGCACUCAAGACUCACAUCGAUGCACACAAUGGUGUUAAACAUCCAUGUAAUAUGUGUGGUCAAAAAUUUUCACGAAAAGGUAAUCUCAAGGUCCACAUCGAUGGAGUACAUAAUGGUGUUAAGCAUGCUUGUGGUCUAUGUGCAAAGACUUUCACACAAAAAUUUUCUCUCAAGAUUCACAUCGAUGCGAUGCAUAAAGGUGUGGCACAUACUUGCGAAGUGUGCGAAAAUACAUUCACACGAAAGGGUAGUCUUAAAAAACACAUGAAUUUGAUGCAUAAUAAGACCACUUAUUGUAAUAAGUGCGGCAAGACAUUUUCUCAAAAGGAUCGUCUUAUAACUCACAUUAAAACGCAGCACGAAGACAUUGAUCACGCUUGUUUUAUGCGGAAAAAAAUUUAAACAUAGAAAAUAUUUAUUCAGACAAGUCAAAAGUGUGCAUGAAGGCAAUACCCAAGAACGAGAUCAAUACAAAAGAUCUUAAAACGUACCUAUCAAUACCACGCAAAAUGAUGAAACAUCGAGACAAAUAAAUAAAUUAACAUAACAUGAAUUAACAUAUAUUUAUUUAUUAGCAUAUAAUAAAUAAACAUAUCAUAAAUUUUUGCUCAGUAGUGAUACUCAAAACACGAAAUAAUUAUACUAUAUCACAAUCAUGUUACGCUCAGUAUAGUGGUAUUCAAAACACCACAUAUAAUAUACUUGUCUUAAGUACAAUGUUAAAUACCGAUACACAAGUAAGACCGAUCGCAAACAAAAAUUACGUUUUUUCGAAGUGGAGAUGUCGCGAGGUGCAAAACUCAAAAUUGCAUAAAAAGGCAU
Trichogramma pretiosum is the source of this 1684-nucleotide messenger RNA. RefSeq names its product zinc finger protein OZF-like. Gene Ontology annotation, cellular component: nucleus. Bases 14 to 1264 code for a protein of 416 amino acids. Gene Ontology annotation, biological process: regulation of transcription by RNA polymerase II. Gene Ontology annotation, molecular function: RNA polymerase II cis-regulatory region sequence-specific DNA binding; DNA-binding transcription activator activity, RNA polymerase II-specific. The record is from RefSeq and is a predicted model, not a curated record. The transcript has 3 exons. Lineage: Eukaryota; Metazoa; Arthropoda; Insecta; Hymenoptera; Trichogrammatidae.